Messenger RNA from Orussus abietinus, 6867 nucleotides. Its product is annotated as protein scarlet. The record is from RefSeq and is a predicted model, not a curated record. The transcript has 16 exons. NCBI's taxonomy places the organism in Eukaryota, Metazoa, Arthropoda, Insecta, Hymenoptera, Orussidae. The coding region runs from base 283 to 2148 and encodes 621 amino acids. Gene Ontology annotation, molecular function: ABC-type transporter activity; ATP binding; ATP hydrolysis activity. Gene Ontology annotation, cellular component: plasma membrane.
GGAAGGGGGAGCUGGUCUAAGAGGGGGAAAGAAGACUGUCUUAGGGCCCCAUGUCCACAGGACACCUCUCCCUGCUCCAGUUAUCACGUUCCCAGAGAUAACCGCUCCUGCAAUUGCGUUUGAUAUAUUGAAACCGGCUGUGAUAACAUGUGAUCGAGAAGUGACUUCGGGCGUUAAGGGUUUCCGGAAACGGGAGCAGCGAUCGAAGUGUGCUCGAAUGCGUUCUAAGGGGUUCGUCGGACAACCUCGGCGUCGCAAGACGUGACGAUAAUCAUCCCCAAGAUGGCCACGUCGCUCAUGCUGGGGAGCACCAAACAGGUGGCCAGUGACUCCUCGAAAGGGGUGACUUUGUCUUGGUGCGAUCUUUCGGUCUAUGCGACCGAUCGUGGGAACAAGAUCUGCAAUCAGCUGAUUAAGAAUGUGCGAGGCGCGGUGCAGCCUGGUGAUCUAACCGCGAUCCUGGGAGGCAGCGGCGCAGGGAAAACAUCGCUGAUGGAGGCGCUAGCGUUUCGAACCUCUCCUGGGGUGAUAGUGCACGGAGAUGUCUACGCGAAUGGACAAUCAGUGGGUUCACCAUACAUGCGGCACCAUAGUGGAUUUAUGCAGCAGGAGGACAUUUUCAUCGGCACUAUGACAGUCCUGGAACAUCUUACAUUCAUGGCGCGCAUGAAGCUGGACAGACGAACGAAGUCCUGGGAAGUCAGACAAAGGAUCGACAGGCUCCUGAGGGAAGUCGGAUUGUCCUGCAGGAGCAACACCAGGAUAGGCUCAGGAGGAGACGACAAGGUCCUGUCAGGAGGCGAAAAGAAGCGACUGGCGUUCGCUACCGAGUUGCUGACGGAUCCGAGGAUCCUGUUCCUGGACGAGCCCACCACGGGUUUGGAUGCCCAUUCCGCGAACGUUUUGGUGGGCCAGCUGACCACUGUUGCAUCCAGAGGCAGAACCGUCCUCUGUACGAUCCAUCAAGCCAGUUCGGCGAUUUUCGACACCUUCCACAGAAUCGUCCUGGUGGCCGAUGGCAGGAUCGCCUUUGCCGGCACCAGCGAACAGGCAGUCAGAUUUUUUACCAGCCUAGGGUACGAGUGCCCAAAGACGUACAACCCUGCGGACUUUUUGGUCGCCACUUUGGCGAUCACUCAUAACGACGAGGACCAUGGCAGAAGGACUACGCAAAGGAUAUGCGACGCUUUCCUCACGAGCGACGCCUGCAAGGAACUCGACGUCGUUCUGCAGCUGCAGCUGCACAUUGCGCAAUCCUAUAACUGGAGGAAGGAUCUGCGAGAGGUCAGCGAAUUCAAGCAUCCGCGAUGGUGGUGGAGACUCUUCUGGUUGACCCAUCGAGGGUUCAAGCAGGUCCUGCGAGACCCAUCGCUGCAGUUAUUAAGGAUCCUCCAGAAGAUGUGCGUAGCCACAAUGGCAGGCCUUUGUUUCGUCGGGGCAGUCGCUCUGGACCAACCAGGAAUCCAAGCUGUCCAAGGAGUGGUCUUCAUUCUGGUGGCCGAAAAUGCAUUUUUUCCGAUGUAUGCAACCUUGGCCCUGAUCCCUCAGGAGAUCCCUCUCUUCCUAAGGGAAUACCGAGGAGGGAUGUACUCCAUCCAUCUGUACUACAUCUCAAGAAUGAUAUCUUUGGUACCAGGAUUAAUGGUAGAACCGGUGCUAUUUUCUACGGUGAUAUACUGGCUCGCAGGACUUCGAAACACGUUCAGAGCAUUCGGUUUGUCCAUGUUGGUGGUAAUCGCCACCAUGAACGUCUCCACGGCUUGCAGUUGCUUUUUCUCCGCGGCUUUCGACACGGUGCCUUUGGCGAUGGCUUAUCUGGUUCCCUUCGACUAUGUGCUGAUGAUCACCAUGGGACCUUUUACCAAACUCAGUACACUGCCGGUCUAUAUACGAUGGAUUAAAUAUAUUUCCUGGCUCCUGCACUCCACCGAGGCUCUGACCAUCCUUCAGUGGGAAGGAGUCCACAAUAUCUCCUGUCAGGCUCCUCAUCCAGAUUUGCCUUGUAUCGCCGAAGGCUCUGUAGUUUUGGACCAGUAUGACUUCGAGGCUGAUCACUUCUGGCAGGAUAUGAUGCUCAUGGGGAUCAUUUACAUGGGUUUCCACCUGCUGGGGUACAGCUGUCUGUGGAACCGCUGUCGCUCAAAAUGAAUUAGCUUUAGGUCGCUAAUGCGGAAGAAUUCGCUCAAAGAAACUAACGAAACGAUAAUCUUGUCUAGUCGUGCGAGUAAGUUUUGGCAAGACGUUAAUCGUAUACAAUUCCUCGGAUAAUGGACGACUUCUGUUUAAGGGGGUUGGUAGAUUGUAAGAUGCGUCUUAAUCAAAGUGAGUUUAAAAGAGAAUCGGGGGUAUAGGAAAUACUUAAAGGGCUAUUUAUUUGAUGUUUUAUACAGAAUUUAAGAUAAAAAUGUUUCAGAGAAUGUAUUUCGAACUGACGGACUUGUGUAGGCCGGAAAUUUAUAACUUCUAUCUCACGAUUCAAUAGAACGGUACGUCCGAGACAAAAAGUUAAAGUGGUUUCGGAAACAAGAAGGUAUGAUUUAACGGCACAGAUUUUUCAUGAAAACCUGUGUUAAAAGAUAUUGACAAUUAAAGUGCAGAAACUAAAGGUGAUUUUUAUCGGCCCUUCGUGUCGUAGGUUCUUAAAUACUCUCUUCUACUCUCUAAAAUCGCCUUAACGUUUCAGGCUUACCAUUCUUUCCGAACCGUGGAAGGAAGAAUGACAUUUCCACCCUCCGGCAUUUUGUAAUGUUGAAAGACUUUCUACGGUAAAUUCUGCACAAAAUGUCAAGUAAAAUGGCCACGUAAAUGUUUCCAAUACCUUUCUAUUCUCUUUUAAACUCACUCUAAUUAACCCUUUGAGGACGGAGCUCUUUUGACAUAUGAGCGAAAUUCAUCGGGGCGUGCAAGCAAUAUUGGACCAAACGUCGGACGCAUUUCUGCCUCGUUAGGACGCAAAGGGUUAAAUCGUAUUCCACAACCCCCUUAAGACUCCACGAGUGGCCUAGGAAGCGGAAUAGCAGGGUGGAAGACGCUUCUCCAUUUCUUUCUCUCUUUUUUUUCUUACCGAAGUAUAUAUAUAUAAUGUCUAAUCGUUAAGUAAUAUUUAUCCCAUCGAUGGCUAUUACAUUAAUUACAUCUUCGAGGCACGCCUCGACGUAUAACGAUUAAGAGCUAGGGAAAAGAAAGGGAAAAGGAAACGUGAGGGUGAUGAAUUUACGAAGAGCCUCCCUUCGGGGCCUCUGUAUACCCCUUCGUGUAAAACGAGCUUGCAUACGUGUACUUGCAUCGGGUAAAUCGGUAUAUCGAUUCGAGUAUCGUGUACUGGACGUAAAUUAUGUACCCUGGGACAGAAAUGGGAGAAAACGAGGCUCGCGUUAGGGCUCUUCUAGUUUCAAAAGAACCCUAGAAAAUCCACGAAAAUCCGCAAAUGCGAGGAAAAAAGCUCUCUUCCGAGAUUUCUUGAGAAAAGGAUUCCAUUCGCGACACCAUUCGCUUCGUUACAAUUUUUACUAGAAUUAUUGAAGAGAACCGUCGAGUCUAUUUAUUGUUAGCCCGUAAUUUCGUGCUGUUGAAAUGUGUCCAAAUUUUAUUGCAUUAUCUUUUUCAAACGAGGGUUCAAAAAGUUGGAAAGAAGUUACCCACGACACGUAUGAAUACAAUGUCGAGUGAUAUUAUGAAGUUUUACUUUUUAAGAGACUUAUUAUUGAAUACGAAGGAAACGGCACGAACUUAUGGACGAUGUGAAUGUAACCCAGGCAGUUCUCGCUUUAGGAAUUUUUAUAAUUUGCACACUCUUUGUUAACUCUUUAUUUCGCUUUGCGGAUUUUUCAACCGUGGAUACUCUCGAGGAAUUAAUUAAGUAAAAUGCGAAAACUGCCUGUAUCUUGAUUUUGGAAAUGCUCGAGUGCGCAAAUGUUCAUUUCCGUCGAGAAUGGAGGAUCAAUUUGGAGGAUGAGGUCCAUUAAUGGAAUCGAUCUCCUCCCUAUCUCGAAUUUGCCAAGGCCAGAAAAAUAUUGAACGAGCAUCUGCGAGUAAAGUAGGCACUGAAAUCAGCUACACGGUUUUGGGAACGCAGCACCCGUCCACUCUGAGUUUUUAUAUAUAUAUACAUACCUCCUAAAAAGAUUUGGCUCUCCGGGCUUUCUAUCCUUUUUCCUUAUUUUAUAGAUUUCCCUUUCACUUAGUCGACGGCUCCGGUGUUAAUUAAUUGACUGUGAGACGCGCUUAAUGCAUACGAAACAGCGAGACCGAAACGAAAGCGUCCAGCAAUCCUCCCAUGGUUCUUCCAUGGGAUAAAUGGACUUCGUACAUCCGAUUAAUCCCUUGAUAGUUUUAUGGAAACAGUGAAACAAGAAAGAGAGCGAACAGAGGGGCGAUACUUUCCCUCUCUUCUUUUCUUGCAAUUAGAUACACGGCCGCCAUAUUGUGUUGCGCAAUGGUUUCACGUAAAGAGAGGAAAACAAGAAAACAGCCUCUCUGUUUGAUCUUUCUCGUUUCUGUUGUCUUCGUACGUCAAUAUACGAAAUUCAUAUAUCCUAUGUUCAUGGAUCUGAUUUUAAAGAAAAAGAAAGAGAACAAAUAGAAGGGCUACACUUUCGCUCUUCCCUUCCUGUUGUUAUACAGGCGGCCGCCAUAUUGCGUUGCGCAAUAGUUCCACAUAAAGAGAGAAAAAGUGAGAGAAUAGCCCAUUUAUUCUACCUCUCUCAUUUCUGCUGUCCUCACAUCCAGAUCAGUGUGUGAGAUACAUGCAUUCAACGUCCGUAAUUCAAAUUUCGAGUGCAGCGAAAAAGAAAGAGCGAACAGAGGGGCAAUUUCAUAUUGCGGUACGUAGCUGUUACCCGUAAAAAUGGCAAAAGAAAGCGAGAAAACAUCCCUUUUGUUCUUUCUCCUUCGAUUCUACUGUCUUUAUAGUUAGAUCGGUAUGCGAGGUCCAUACAUUCUAUCACCAUGGGUUCAUCAUACGUAGACUGGGAGACAUCAAUGCCCUCCUAUUCUGCACAGGCGAUGCCGUAUCUGCAGGGAAGGCAUUCAUAUCCGCCACUAUACCUUUCUCGGUUACUUCCGACACAUUUAUAAUUACAGGGAGGAGGGUAGGAGGGUAAGGGUCGAGACUUUUGACUCCCCUCGCCCCUACGAGAUACGAAUUUGGUAGAAAAGCUAGCCUCCUCCUUUGGAAAAAUAGCGGUCAAAAUAUAAUCGCUACGAGUAUCGCUAGGACUCGGUUUAUGGCUGUCCUUCUAUGUACAUUCGCACGCUCCGUGGACCGGAUUCUGGGAAUAAUCCCACCGACGAGAGAUUUUUCACCCUUUCGCCUCCCAGUCGAUCUUAAUUAGCUUUUUUGUCUAAUGUUAAAAGGAGUUUCCCUGAUCCUAUGUCGAUUCGUCCUGGAGUUGGCGAUCUUGAGCCAUCUCUCGUCGUGGUUAGGAUAUUAAUUUCUUCCCACGAAGUAGCAUAAGGAGAUACAACGCCAUGUAUUGAAAUCCUCCCCACUUUAGGAUCCUAAGAUCUUCAGAUUUUUUUAAGGAUCUAGUGCCGAGAGCGUCUCCUCGACGAAAUUUUUCAAUUAGACAUUAUCGCCUGCUAGCGGGUCCGCUAGCCUUUAUCGCGUUAAAAACACAUUAUGUGGAUCAUCCGUGGAUUAUCGUUUCGUUUUGCGUACCUUAAUUGCAAGAUUUAAAGCAUUUUAGGUCAUUUACGUUGGUGGGAAAUGUUUUGGUCCUGUAGGAUUGGAGUUCCCUGAUUUUCCGCAAGGAGUGCUCGCGUCGUUAGAUCAGGGAAAAUCUGAGGUCCUGGGUCCUGAUUCUGAGAUCACUUUCUAUGGAAUCGAGCAUUAGUGUUAUGUCUCCUUAUACUACUUCAUGGUUCUACCCCUAAAAUCAUCUCAUUGUCGGCGUUACUAGGAUUACUGAUGUAUAUCUCCUGUUCUAUGUACAGUCACACAUAUUAUGGAAAAAGACCGAUGAGAGCAAGGACUAUCUAUCCAUAAACGUAGGAUAUACGAAGCCCAACAAUUCGUAUGAUAUCCUUGCGAAUGAAUAUUGAAAAAGGAAAUAAAUGAACACCGGGGCUUUCUUUCUCUAUCAGAUAGUUUGUUAUUAUACUGCGUUAAGCAACCCUUUCAUGUAAAGGAAAAAACUAGAAAACAGCCCCUUUGUUCUCUCUCUUUCAGUUCCGCUGGCUUAAUACAUGGAUCUGAUUUUUAAGGCAACAAAUCUGAAAAAGAGAGAACAAAAGGUCUCUACUCUUUCCCUUUUAUUUUUACAUAGACUGCCAGCAUAUUGCGCAAUGCGACCGUUUCAUGUAGAAAAGAGGGAGAAAAGCAAUGUCCAUUUUCUUUCUUUAAAUUCUGCUCUAAAGUCAGAUUAUUGUUUGGCAUUCGCACACCCUACAUUCAUGUAUCUGUCGACGAAGGACCUCUUUUCCUCCAAUCGGACCCAAUUUUUCCUGGCACAUCUAAGAAUUAUUAACUAUCGUCCUUCCACGUUUACUCGCACUUAAUCGGGACAAUUCCGACGAUUACAGAUGGACCCGUCUCUCGUCGACAUAAUUUAACCAUUACUUUACACCGACGAUUACUCGGCCGGGUCCUAAUAGUUUACUUAACACUCAUCUUAAGUCCUGUACACAGAGACGUCGAAACUCGCCUAAACCUACGGAAUGGAAAACAUUGAUUUUCGGGUGUCUGUAGCCCGCAAACUGGACACUAUCGAGAGACUCCUCCUUUAAACACUCUCCUAUACAGUUGCCUAUCUAAACGAUUACACGAUUACUUCUAUGGCUGACAGAUUUAAAUCUGGGCGACGCGUCGAGCUGUCUCUGGGAGUCCCAGCAUCCCGUUUAUCAAUCGCUGAUUAAUUCUCGUUUAAC